Messenger RNA from Fibroporia radiculosa, 537 nucleotides. RefSeq lists its product as uncharacterized. The transcript has 2 exons. NCBI's taxonomy places the organism in Eukaryota, Fungi, Basidiomycota, Agaricomycetes, Polyporales, Fibroporiaceae. The coding region runs from base 1 to 537 and encodes 178 amino acids. The record is from RefSeq and is a predicted model, not a curated record.
AUGUAUAAAUCAACAGACACUAGCCCCACAGUCAGACCCAGUUUCUUUUCAGGAAUCUUUGACUCACCUGAGCCAGUCAACCCACCAGUCCCAGUAGAGGAACAACACCCAGUACCUGUUCCAACAGAACCCAAACCAGAACUGCCCAGAUCUCCAGUUGAUCCUAACCCAGAAGAAGAUUCUCCCAAUAAGUAUCCAAACAAUCCAGAAGACAGAGACCCAGAACCCAGCAAUCAAGAAGAAGGAGACAUGUCUGACAACAACAGUGGAGCAGUAAACAAACCCAACCAAUUCAAAGGAGACAAAGGAAAGAGUAAGGAAUUCCUGGAUGAAGUAUAUCUGUACUUUGAAGGGAAUUCCAAGAAGAUCCAGACCGAUAAGGAUAAGGUUCAAUGUGCCCUUUCAUAUAUCAAAGGACCCACUCAAUUCUUUGUUCACACAAUCAUCAAUGAUGCACAAGAACCCAUCUCUGACUCCGAAGAUGCGCUACUCAAAGGAUUACCUAGCUGGGCUAACUUUAGGAAAUCCUUCAUCUAG